Molecule: messenger RNA, 987 nt
Organism: Brassica napus (rape)
Lineage: Eukaryota; Viridiplantae; Streptophyta; Magnoliopsida; Brassicales; Brassicaceae
Exons: 5
Coding region: 169-855 (228 amino acids)
Source: RefSeq, a predicted model, not a curated record
UUUAUCUUUUUCUUUUGCUAGUUUUUUUUUUCUUUGCUAAUGGGCUUUUACGUAUAAGUAAAUUUGGAAUACAGUUGUAAGUUGUUGACCCAUAUCUGGGCUUAAUUAAUUUAAGGUGCCCUAUUCUCUGUCUUCUGAUCCGAUUUUGUUUUCUUUUCGUACUCUGCGAUGGCUUUUGACAAUCUUAUCGACAAAUCUAAUAUUUUCGGACAUCUUACGGAAAAAUCUGACAACAAGGCGGAGGCGGAGGCGAAAAUGGCGGAGGCGGAGGCGAAAAUGGCGGAGGCGGAGGCGAAAAUGGCGGAGGCGAAGGCGAAAAUGGCGAAGUAUGAUCGUGACACUAGGGCAGUAGAAAGAAGGAGUCUGUUGCGAACGUUCACUCUACCUCUUAGUCCGGGGCGUCAAUUGAGCCGCGAUGGCCUAGGAGAGGAAAAAUCUAAUAUUUUCGGACAUCUUACGGAAAAAUCUGACAACAAGGCGGAGGCGGAAAUGAUACUGGCGCAGGCGGAGGGGAAAAAGGCGGAGGCGGAGGCGAAAAUGGCGGAGGCGAAGGCGAAAAUGGCGAAGGCGAAGGCGAAAAUGGCGAAUUUAUUUCGGCAUCCUCAUGAUAUUUCUGCCCUUCGGAAGGAUGUGACAGAUUUGAUGCAGAAACUUCGUGGCAAAGAUGCCCGAGCCAUCCCUUGGGCCACCCGAAAGGAAUGGGUCGACAAUAUCUGUGGCCGAGUCUUAGCAGUUAAAUUUCGGGUUAAUGCGCAAGGGAAUCUUAAAGAUCAACUUGCAAAGCUGUGGAAUGAUACGAGGGACUUGCGGGAAGUCUUAAAAAAUGAGAAGGUUAAAACGAUCAAGAUUGAUUAAGAACUACGAGUAUACCAUUGAGAAUAAUGUGUUAUAUACUAUCUUAACGUAUACUACAAAACUGUGUUCAUCUUCUCUUGAAAACAAUGCUUUACAAACUCUGAAUGAAUAUUACGAGUAACUUCAAACUAA